AUGGAUGGACGGACGGACGGAUGGACAUGUUUUGUUUGCAGCUGCAUUCCCACAUGAUUGUCAUGUUCUGGAUGAUGAUUUUAUUUAUAAAAUAUUUAUACAUGACCAGCCUGAAGAUUGUUCUGUGGAACAUCUGAGACAGGCUUUUAGUUAAUUUCCCACUUUGGAUUAUUAAACAUCCAUGCUUCAGUGUGCUAAACAUCCUUAAGUCACUCUGAUGUAUAGCACACUGAAGCACGUAGGAAAAAGACGACGACACUUAGCAAAUACAAAUUGUAUCGCAAGUGAAAUUUGGCAAAGUGAUUAAACUUGUAUGAAUUCAGUUAGGCAUCUUUCUUUUGUUGUGAGUUCUGUUUCUCUUUUGGACUCUUUUGUCAGAGUGACAGUUCACAGCUCAUCUCACCUCUGGCAGCUUUGAGGAAAUUACAUUCAGGUCAUGUCACAUUACACAACCAUUAAAAAACAUUAAUACAAUAUUUUUUUGCUACAUUUUGUUGAAGUCAGAGAGACAAUAAAGUUCAAACAACUGUCCCUGGCUGGAAGCUGCACCCCCAUUAAAGGUUACCAACAUGUAAAAAACAGCAUGGCAAAGUCAUAAAAAUGUAUUGUACAGACUCAAGACGCUCAUAUGCACUACAUUGGAUUUACAUUAAUUUUCCAGUAAAUCUUUGUGGAAUUUUGGUAAACUAUGCUUUAUGCAAUAAGUGGCUCAACACUUUUUUGCCUUGAAUGGAACUUUCCCCUACAAUUUUGUUGUAGUCAGAUUUAUGGAGAAUGAGAAACUUAGAAACUGAGUCAACUUCAACAUGUGGAACCUCACGCUGUUCAGAGGAAAAACCCUUUUCAUCAAAUUGUGACAAGUAAGGAAGCAUAUGUCUCCUGUUCCUCUUUUUGUUUUUGUUGGUAUUAAAAACACGGUACUAACUCAAAGCCUAUGCUUUGAAUUUAAACAUUGCCAGAUACGGAUGUAACUACAGAUAGUAGAAGAAGGUUCAACUAAAUUCUUCAUGGGAGCCAUAAUGCCUUGAUUGAGUCACUGUUCCAGCUGAAACGGAUGAACUAACAAAAAAGCCCCUUCAAAGCCCAAGAGAAGUACCCCAGAGGGGAGCACUCCCAGAGGGGAGCACUCCCAGAGGGGAGCACUCCCAGAGGGCAGCACUCCCAGAGGGCAGCACUCCCAGAGGGCAGCACUCCCAGAGGGCAGCACUCCCAGAGCCCGCUGACGAGAAGACAAACUUGAGCCUCACAGAUGGAGAUGGGCCUCUGACACAGUGCAUCCCAACACUAGUGGAUGUCAACUGCAAUGAAUUCAGCAUUUGAAAAAGAUCUUGUGUACCUUCCUAAGCAGGUCAUACAGGCUUAAAUGCCCUUCCAGAAGUCUAAGAUCUUCUAAAAGAAACACUCGUUGGAAAUGGAAAAAAAGAUGACAACACAUUUUCUGUUCAUUCUGCUUCAUCUGCUUCAGUUCUUCGCUGUCAGACCUGAUGAUAGUAUCUGCCUCCCGCAGAAAAGUCUAACUUGCCACAAUGAUUUCAGUCAUAACAUUACCUGCAUAUGGAAAGGCUCAUUUGACUCAGAUCAAAGGAAUAAUGCCUGUUUAAUAUAUGCAGAAAGGGUGGAUUUCCGGCAGAAAUCUUAUAAGAAUAAAUAUAAGCAUUCGUAUAAUGCUUCUUGUGAACUACAGUCUUUUGAUAGCGCUAAACCAGCCUUAAAAAAGUGCUCGCUGAUUUUCAAUGGAACCUUCCUGUUCUUUGGCUGGCAUCGGGUGUUAAUGAAUUUGAGCUGCUCCUCUUCAAAACAAAAUGAAACCUUUUCUUACAAGCCAGUAUGUCACAUAAAGGUGAAUCCACCAGGAAAACCUAAUGUGAACCAGACAACUGUGACCUGGUUUACCCAAGUUGAAAAGCACAUGAGAAUUACAGUUUUUCUGUCGGAGCUACAGUGGAAACAAAAAGAUAAGUCAUGGAAUGAUCCGACUGUUGGGACUGUAACGGGGAAGUGUGAAUGGGAGUGUAAGGCGCAACUGAUACCCAUUUUGCUCAUGAAAGAUGAGACUUAUGAAGCACGUGUUCGUGUGCAGGCCUUUGACAAAAGCCUUAGUGGAACCUGGAGUGAAUGGAGCCCCACAGAGUCAUGGGUGUCACAAGUAGGAAGCCCGAAGCCAGCAUCAGAGUGGGGCGUUUCGAGCAGAGGUGUUUUAACCCUUGUGGCGUUGGCUCUUUUGCUUGCUGGCAUUGUCCUCUUAAUACGCAAAAAAAACCUGGUCUACGUGGUGAAGAGCUUUAAAGGGGCACCCUUACCAGACCCUGGGAAAUCUGAAAUUUUCCAGGACUGGUUUACUCUGAACUCUAAAGGCCAAGACGUUUCUUUUGCAUCAAAGCCUGAAACAUCUGCAGUCCAAACUUGGUUAAGUUCACAAUUUACCGGUGAAUGCGUUCAAUCCUUCUUGAGCUCAGUGGAUAUUGUCUCUUAUGAAGUUACCUCCACCGUGGAUGCCAUGAAGUUCUGCAAGCCAGAUGUAAAAUUGAUGUCAGAAAGCAACAAAUACGACUCCAGCUGCUCCAGCUUUUCCAACCCCAGUUACUCUGAGCUUUGUGCUUCUCGUUGUGUGCCCACUAAGAAACUGCAGGCCUCUGUAGUUGAUGCCCCUUACAAGCCUGUUCGAGGCCAAAGUGAAGAAAAAAGCACAGAACAAGAUAGUGAUUUGGUGGCAAAAAAAGAUUUGGAAAUGGUCAAGUUACUUUUUAUGGGUGGUAAUAAAAAGGAGGCAGUGGUGAUUUCAGACUAUGAGAAGGUUGAAAAGCAGCUGGCUGAGCGCCUCAGGCUUCACAGUGUUGAUUCAGGCAUGUGCAGUUAUGAAGAAGUCAGUCAGGAAAACAUGGAAGCAGACAGCGUCAAUAUGAUUGAUGGACAUGAUGAGGGGACACCCCACAAUGAAGAGCAAGAUCAGGAGAACAAGGCAGUGAAUAAGACAAAAUUAGAUUUCAAGAAGUUGUUUGGAGGCAGUGGAGUCAUUUUGGGGAAAAACAGUAUCCAGAUUUGUUCGGAUUACAAACAAAUCCCCAGCCUCAGCUGCGAUUCAGGAGUUAGCAUGAUAACUAAGGAAAAUGAGAGACAGGAAGACAGCACAGAGGAUGACAAUAAGCCCUCUGAGACGACUUGCUUCCUUUACCCUCCUCAUCCUCCUAGCACCCUACCACACCAAGUAUUGACCUCUUAAGCCCCAACCUCCAAUACUGGGGGCAGAAUUAAAAUUUUGUUUCCUUCUACUUUCUUUACUGCUAGUUCCAUUAGUUAAAUAUAAACAUAUGUGUUUUCCACUGAAAUUGUAGAAUCUUGGCUAAAAGCUUAUAUAAACCAUUUCCAUAAACACCAAAAACUGUUAAAACUAAAGGCAGUUGAAUCAGGAAAUAAACAAACUCCACAAAAUAGCAUCACUGCAAAACUCGGGCUCAGCUGUUCACUGCACGGCUUUCACACAUCCAGCCAACAUGUCUUCUGUAAGCAGGAGCUCACAGAUUCCAAAGAAUACAUUUUGUAAUCCAUCCAGGUUUUACUCAACCAGCAGCAAAGGAAGACCAGAAUUAUCAUUCCCAAUUGAAAAACAAAACAACAUAAUUAUCAACACAAUUGUUUUUUAGAUAAUGUCAAUUCUCAGAAAAAAAAUCUGUUAGAUUUGCGUUAUUUUGAGCUCAAGUCUUUGAGUCCAGUUGUACCAUCUUGCUGUGGUAAUGACAUAUUUAAGCAGAUUGCUCUUUAAGAUUGUAGACUGAAGCAGUCCUGUGAUUAUGGCCACAUGCAGAUAAGGCAGAAGAAGAGCUGAAAUUGACAUCAGACCUUAUAUUACAGUCAGACUUACCUCAGGAUUGUUCUAAAGAAUUUAUCCAGCACUUAUUUCUCUAGUGGAAGGUGGCGGCUUUAAUGAAUGUAUUUUGUCCAUUUUAUCUGAUAUAUUUAUUCCAGCUUGUUCAUCAGUAUGCAUGGAAUAUGACACUUUUGCAACAUGUUAUUUUAAUUUGACAAAUGCAUUUUCUUUUAUUAUGCUAAUUUAAAUAGAUGAUAUGUGUCAGUUCUUUGUUGUGAUGGUUUGAAUAGCCUAUUUUUAGAGCUUUUAGAUGAACAGCACUGUAAUAUUUACAGAUUAUCCUUUUUUCUUUCAGUCACAAUUCCUGCAAUGCAUUUCUGAUGUAUAUGAUGUAAUGUGAGUAAAAUUUUAAUAUCUUUUGAUGAUCUUCUGCAAGAAGAUUCAUAAAACUCAUUCAUUCAUUUAUUUAUUUAAGCUGCAUUUAAUCGGGUGAUUUUUAUAUUUAACAAUGUCCCUGUUUCAAAUGUGUAUGGCAGCUUUACGGAGAUGUACUGACAUGAAAAAAUCUUUCAGCAUUCCUGAAUGAUUAUGGUAAACAACUUCCUUUAAGAUCUGAGUUUGGUAAAGUGAUGAAAGAAAAAUAAAGUUUCAUUUGAUAAUGACCCCUACACUGAUAAGAUGAUAAAACAGCAGCAGAAAUAUUUUCUAACAUUUGACCUUAUUUAUUUACUAUGCACAGAAGGUGUAGCUGCCCAACUUGCUAAAUGAAUUCCUGUCUUUUAGUAAACAUGGAUCAUUUAUCAUUUUAUCAUUUAUCAUUUUUUAUGUUAAAUGUAGAGAAUUUACAUUCCAGUGUGGCAGCUCUAGUGUUUUGGUUUUAUUUUAUUUCAUAGCCUACUAGUAAUUGUAUACACUUUGCAUCAGUAACCAGGACUUGAAAUGAUUUCAGAUUUUAUGUUCUUUAUAUUUUCCAAAUAUUUUCUCUGUAAGGUCUGCGAAGAUAUGUAAAUACCUUCUACAGCUAUGAGGGGGUUGAAUGCUCAAUAAAACCCAUGUGGAAAUGUAACAUUUC
Messenger RNA from Girardinichthys multiradiatus, 4877 nucleotides. RefSeq lists its product as uncharacterized. Bases 1412 to 3220 code for a protein of 602 amino acids. Lineage: Eukaryota; Metazoa; Chordata; Actinopteri; Cyprinodontiformes; Goodeidae. The record is from RefSeq and is a predicted model, not a curated record. Gene Ontology annotation, biological process: immunoglobulin mediated immune response; cytokine-mediated signaling pathway. Gene Ontology annotation, cellular component: external side of plasma membrane; membrane. The transcript has 13 exons. Gene Ontology annotation, molecular function: cytokine receptor activity; protein binding.